GAAGCGAGCGUCAAAACGAAACGACGAGGGGUCUGUUUGUUUAGUUUGUUCUGUUUCGCCGACUGCGGCCCGUUUUUCCUGUCUCUUUCUCCACACUCUCUGUACUUCCGCUCACUUUCAGUUUUCCGCGGCUCUAUUUUUCCCGUCUUGAUGUGUCGUCCGUUCUCGACUUUGUGUGAGUGAUUUCGGGUUGAUGAACGUAACAACUGUUCGCUCGUUGUUGGAAACGAGGCUAACAGAGACCACAAGAGCAGCAAUAACAUGCCGCGUUGUCUCAUGGCGAAAAAAUGGAAGGCAUACCCGUGGCCCGAUCGGGCCGAUCCUCCGGAUGAAGAAGAGGAAGAAAUAGACGUUGUGGGGGACUCACCGGCGGCCUCAUGCUGGGGCCCAUCGAGUCCCACAGCGGGGGCCACCGCACCUAGUCCACCCCCCACGUCGCCGCACGGGACUACUCUACUCUACAAUGGUUACUUUCAAGAUCCUUCAACCUGCACAGCAACUUAUCUGCCUCGAAAUGAACAAACGGGUCAAACACAAACUCCCUCCUAUGCGACACUGAACACAGUGUUGGAAACAAAAACAUUCAACACAGAGUUCAUACCUCCACCUCCGGAGCCAUUACGCCAAAGAAAAUCACUAUCUAUGACAUACACCAGCACCGGGGCCACACUUUCUCUACCACCUAAGAAGAAAGACAUAUACAGACCGUAUUCACUAGAUGACAGGCCUAUUCUGCAGUCCAUAAUCAGGGUACCAGCCGAGGAAGAUUUGCACGCAGCGCACGCCAUCUUAGAUCUAAGUGCUUCAACCACUGUGUUCCUAACCUCUCCGCCUGCAAUUCCACAGCAUGAGGCAACCCAUGAUGAAAUGUUGAAGCAGGAGCAUCAAGUUUUGGAAGCCCAACAAGAUGAGAACACUCCCAGCAACAUCCCAUCGUACAAAUCAGGAAAAACGAUAGCUUACACCUACGAAGCCUUUUUUGUAAGUGAUGGAAGGUCGAAAAAACGUCGGGUACCAGACGAUCCAACGGGAACAAUGACUGCUAAAGCAGUGAGCUCCGAGAAACCUAAGUACACAUGCAGCGAAUGCGGCAAACAAUACGCUACCUCUAGCAAUCUCUCGAGGCACAAACAGACGCAUAGGAGCCUCGAUUCUCACAACGCCAAAAAGUGUAUAACUUGCGGCAAAGCGUAUGUAAGCAUGCCAGCUCUUGCUAUGCACGUUUUAACGCAUAAAUUAGCACACCGAUGUAGUGUGUGCGGCAAACAGUUCUCCCGUCCAUGGCUCCUUCAAGGUCAUUUAAGGUCGCACACCGGAGAGAAACCCUACGGUUGUGCGCACUGCGGUAAGGCCUUUGCUGACAGGUCGAAUUUAAGGGCACAUAUGCAGACACACUCGGUCGAUAAAAAUUUCGAGUGUCUAAGAUGUCAUAAAACUUUUGCUCUUAAGUCGUAUCUGAAUAAGCAUUUGGAAUCAGCGUGUCUGAAGGAAGAACCUGGGGGGAAUGUUAGUCCAGCGGAAGAGUCAGUAAUCAAAUCAAUUUCAGACCCUACAGUUCCUCUAAGAGUAUAUGCCGGAUGAUGAGGAGUUUCAUAGCGAGCGAUGCAACCAGAAAGGAUAACUCUGAGUGAUUUAAAGCUGUUCGUAAAUGAAAAAUUCAAAUAUCUUUUUCAAAUAGUCAUAAAGUGAUGAAAGUUCUCAAUGUUUUCCUUGACGGUUGCUGCGUGGAUGUGAGAUGUAUCGGUAUACACUUUAUUUCUAGUCUUUUCUAGUCAGUUCUUGUAGAUACCUAUAAAUAUAUAUAAAUAUUAAUAUAACAAUUAGUUGGUAGUGAGUCACGUUUUCGAGACUCUCAGAAUAGCAAUGUUUUAUUCUUCAAAAUUAUUGAUCCCUUGUACAUACCUUCCCUAAGAGAGAUAACACAUCGCAACACGUCCACUAAAUUAGGUUUAGAUUUAAGCUCUCUGUAACCUUUUAGGUCACCACUAUUCACUAAAUAAUGUAAAUAUCGAUAUUAUUAUUCAACAAGCAUCUUCGUACCGCCAAAGGAUAAAGGCUAGUCAUCAACCAAAUCUUAACAACAAUUCAUAAAGUAUAUUUAUAUUAUUUAUUCACUUGUAUAUAUAGAGUUUUAUUUAUUGAUUCGUCGAAUAUUUCACAAACACAGGGAAUCGGAUAAAAUUUUCAAUUCGAUUUUAAUCAUACAGAGUAUUUCGUGAAGCUAAUUCAGUUCAAAAAGGAAAUGAGCAAAAGUACAAAUAUUUUAAGGAAAUAUUCAGGAAAGUCAACGAAAAACUGACCAACGAAAUAUGGGGCUUAAUGCAUUCCAAGAACCUUUCUUCCUAAAUAAAGUUAACCUUUUAUAAGUCUCUUCACGUUUUCAAAUAAGGAUUUUUAAUAUUCAUUCUUGAUCUCUUCACUUCUUCAUCCUUUUCUUCUCAACUUCUUCACCACCUUAUGUCAGUACGAGGACCCUUGUCCAAACAGCCUGAAAUUUAAAUAAUGCUGUAUAUUCUCCUGUUUCUUAAACUUUUCAAAUUUCAUUGCAACCUUUUCUAGUUCGAAGGUUCGAAGCCCAACGAACAAAAGCAGUUUCAUGGACAACGAAGUCAAGCAAGUAAAUUAAGUAUUAUUAUAUACAUAUUUAGAUUAAGAAUGGAAUUAAGUGAGAUUAUUUGUACACGCGGUAUGAAAAGCCGUAUUCUAGUCGCUGCUUCUAGUCCCGUUUUCAAUUGGAAUCUAGUCAUUUCUUCACUCAAAAAAUCACAAAUUUCUCAAGUUGUGAGCUUCCAUUCAGGAUAUUUUAAAUGAAAUGAUCGAAUAAAUCGGUCUUAAAGCUCUCACAGAGUUUAUAUUCUGUUUCAUUCAUUGUUCAUAACAUUCCAUUCGAUCGAUAUAUGAUAUUUUUCAUAUGAGUUAAUAUUAUUUUAAAAAAAUUAUAAAGAAUAUUACUUAAUAAGUUAUAUUAAUACAGAAGCUCGUAGUGGUAGAAUUGAUAUAGAUUCAAAUUCUCAAUUAUGAUAGCUUCCAGAGAAACUAGUCCCAUUUAUAGUCAAUUAUAUUUUAUUUUAACUAUACUACCGAGGUUUAUAAAUGCAACCUAAAAAUCUCGACAAUUUUAUAGAUUUGAAUGAUAGCUCUGCAGUAUAUAAUAGAGUUACAACUUGAAAAAGUUUUUUUAAAAAGAUCAACGAACAUAUAACGUAGAUCAGUAUUUUUGCAAGCAUACAUUAAUAUUGGUAAUUUAAAGGAUGAACUAUUUAUUUAGAAUGGUCAGCUAAAACGCCGGUCAAUAAUGUAGGAAAUAUUUAAUCUAAUUCCAAAUAGUUUAAACAUUUUGAGGGCCAGUGCAAUAAAGGUCCCAGUGCUGGCCAGGCGAGUGUAUUCUAGUCAUAAGCCAGUUUGAGCCAGGACCAGACAAUGACAAUGACAACACGAAUGUAUUCCUCAUCAUUCAUUGCUUAAGGCUGCAAAUCAAUUCAAUUAUAUUCGGAAGUCGGAUUGAAAUUAUCUAAUGGUACGUUCUCGAAAAAGCAAAUAUUCAGAAGAAGAAAAUAUGCAUUAAAUUUCACCCUUCACCAGCUCAAUCGAGUCAUUCAUUUCAUGAAGGCAUAUGACUUCUUCAUGGGAAAUGUAAAUGUUUAUUCAUUUUGGAAAUGAUCUUCAAGAAAUUCUGUUUGAAAGGCUGUAUCUUGAAAAUCGAGCUUUUUCGCACAUCAGCUCAUAUAAUCUUAUUACUGGCGUAGAAUGUACCAUCAAAAUAUUUCUUCUUAAUUCUGGAACAGCUCACACAGCCUAACCUAACUUAACCUGAAAAUGAGAGAUGCCUUGGAUAAUUUUAAGAAAAAUAAGUCCUAUAAACGCUUUGUUUUAGAGAUGUCUAUACAAUUUUUUCUUCUUAAAAUUAUCUGAAGAAUCUUUCAUUCCUUAUUUUUACCUCUAAUUUAGGAAAACCCGCAUUGAAUUGAAAACGAACUAUGUCAAUUUAGAAUAUUUAUAAAUAAUUUUUUUUUUCAAGUAUAAAAAUAAAAAAAAAAUUAUAAAUAAUAUAAAUAAAAUCAAGUCUCUUUAUGAGGAAUCGUUAUGUUGUCCUUGAUUGCGUCUGCAAGUUCAUUAUAGGAAGAUGUUCCACUUAGUGAGUGGACUCUGAGUAAAUGAUAGGAAGUAGGAGUUAUUUAUUUGAGAUAUACAUAUAGUUUCUAAAAUAUUCGCUGGCAUUAAAUCCGGAGGAGAAUAUAGCGAGCCGAGACUGUCAAGCGUCCCGGAAACGACAAAUCAAACAUGUGAGUUGAGUAUCUUCCGGAAGAUAAGAAAAUGUAAUCAACGUACGUACCUCGGAAAGAGCUGUAAUAUUAUUGUGAUUGUCGUUCUAGUGAUAUAUUCGAGUUCUACAAUAGGGUAUAUUAUGAAUUUCCGCGACGUAACUCAAUGUUUGAUGUUUAUUGGAUUCUUUCAAAAAAAAUACUAAAGCAAUAAUAUCAUCGGAUAUAACAUUUUUGUGGCUCUCAGUCAAUAAUAAAUAUCAAUUUCGGUAAAUUUUUGAGUGGCAUCGGAACGAUGAAUGAAUAACUGUUAUUAUUAUCGAUUAUUGUUGUAUUACGAAGGAUAAGAAUAUUCGAUCAUCUACGAGUCUAUGCCAAAAGAUAAUUCAUCACCACGAAAUAUUUAAAUGUUUCUUCUUGAGCCAGGCUCCCUUCAAAUUUUUUUCGAAAACUCUCUGGAUUUUGAAAUUAAGUCGAAUUUUCAUGUAAACUAUGUAAAGUUUAAUCCGAGCUUUACGUGAUUCGAUUCCAAAUAUGAAAUUAUUGAAAAUCAAUUUUUUCAUUACCAAUUUAUGAAUCGAAGACCUGAAGUUACAAAUCGAAAAAUAUUCGACAUAAUUUGAAAAUUCGAAGUAGAUUGUUACAAAAUAUUAAGAAUUGGGAGCUAAAUUUUCAAUCUGAAAAAUGGCAAAGUAUUCAACAUCCGCUCAUACUAUAUCAUUAUUUGUGUUAAUGAUGUGUGUCGUGUUCAUUAUAUUCAAAUGUCUACCUAUUUGCACGGAUACAUCUCAAGUGCAUUCAUAAUUAUACGAUGUUCAGGUAAUAUUGAAAGUUCGAGUACAGUCAAUAAUAAUGUAUUAAAAUUUGUUUGAAAAGUUUAGUUCUUCGAUGUGAAAUAAAUAAAUGUUGGUGUACACACUUAAUUUUGAAGAAAAAAUAUUGUCGUGUUGCAAUACUAAAUUGAAUUCACUUUUGAUAGAAAUUUGAGGAUACAUUAAAUGUUGCAUGGAUAAACAUGCAUCAAUUCCAUGAAUAAGAAUACUGAAUUAUAUGUUAUACCUUUAUAACUGAUCGUUCACAUUUCCAUACGUAUAAAACAUUCCUGUAUUACUUGCGCAAUUUCGUUCGAAUUUCCUUCGCUACGCUCAAAAGAUGUCUGCUCACGAUCCAGAGACCUGUCGAUCUAGAACUGUCGUUUCGACCUGAUGAUUAUCAUCUGAAAUGCGCUAAACACCAUGCGAUUGACUAUAAAGACAGAUAUUUGACAGCCGUUGUGAAUUUCAUUACAAAUAGGAAGCAAAGAGUCAUUAAGGAAUAACAUUUUCAGAUUAAUGAAUGUUUGAUCUAUUGAGAUUUAAUACAUUUCAAUCUUUAAUCCUGUCUUAUAUUCUCGGCUUAAGUAUCUAGAUCGCUCGUUUCCAACAUAUAUAUUUCAGAAAACUUCGAAUAUCUUCUUCUAAAACUCACAAGUAAGUAAGUGUUUAGUAAACUUUCGAUCCAGAUUGAAGAUCUCGACUUGACGAACGCCGCGCUUUGAGACGAUCUGCAAAUCGACAGUUCUCAUCGACAGGUGGCCGUUAGGUGCCUCAAGCUGACUGAACGACAGCUACUUGCUAAACAUCAAGCACAUUGUGUAAAUAUUAUUCAGAAUUAUUCGGAAUAUAAUUAUAUCUUAAGGAGUUUUGAACGAAUUCAGAUUCACCUGAGCCAAAAAUAUAUUAUCUGAGGAAGAAAAGAAUAAUUCAAUCUUAAAAUUUUGUAGUACACUUUCAUAUUCACAAUUGGGCUCAGCUUUCAUUAUUCCUCGAAGAAAGAACAAUUCUUUCGUUGAGGGAUUGUGAAUAACUCAUUCGUAUAAAAGUUGUGUGAAGAUCCACUGGGGGAAACUCAAAUAUAAACAAUUCUUAACCUCGAAAGUACUACCCCUUGGUGCGCACAAUCAUAAGGUACAACGUUCUCUACAAUUUCUAGGCAUAGGUAUGGAAAAUGCAACGAUUAUUCAAGUGAACCUUUCGGUGUAUAACUGAAAAGCAAUAAGCGUGAAGCAAUACUUUUCUAACAAUUUACAACACAAUUAUUAUCCAACGCCUGUUGUUGGGUCUCGCGAGAGAGCCUUGUAGCUCGUCUUGACUUCCCGGGAGCCGGGUAUUCAAAAGCAAUAAGCAAGUAGAAGGGGGAGUGGUUGAAAGAAAGCCACUGUCUCGAAAAUUUAUAGCAAUAUGUAAGUAACGAAUAUUUAAGUAAAAUUAGGGUGAAACUGAACAUCGAAAUAUGCGUUCUUGACUGGAACGCACGGUCGAUAAAAUCGGUUGGGUCGCUUUGGAGUCAAUUUUAACGUAGAUUAUAUACUUCCUGAGUCAAUUUCGUACUGAGUGAACCUUGAAAAUUCGGGAUCUCCUUAGAUCUCAUAAAAAGAAAUAUGCUUAUCUGUUGAUUCAUUCCUAACUUUUUUUUAGGAAUAUACCCUAUGGUUACUAAUUUUUUAUGCAACAAGUGCAAAAAGGAAAUGUUUAUUGCACGCGACGUGAGAUUUGUCGAGUAUUAUUAAUACUUUUUGCAAGAGUUGCAUACAGAAUUUUUUCUACGUUCAUGUAAAAACCAAAACUGUUUUAUUUUGAAGGCAUUGCGUGUAAUCUAUCAAAAAGAGUAAUUCAAUAGCAAAAUAUUCAAUAAUUGAUUGGAAGUAUCGAUUACGAACAAUUAAUUACUCGAAUGUUAUUUUAAUUUUUAUGUUGAAAGUAGAGAAGAAAUUUGUGUCACAUAUUUGCACAAAAAAAACUAACUAUGGUCUCAAUUUGAGUGAAUUUUACUGCACUAGUAAACUUAAUAAUCAGUUUUAUAUAUAUUUCAAUGAAAUUAUGUUUUUUUAGAUGAACGUAGAAAAAAUAUCAUUGUAUCGAAGAUUUUCAAGAGGGAAUAUAAAACAAAAUUGGUAUGAAAAGUAACACGGGAAUUGAAAAAACAACAAUUAUUUGACUUAAACUUCAAAAAGAAAAAACUAGUUGCUGAAAUACUGAUGGUAGUUUUGGAUAAUGCCGAAAAUCAUAAUCUUCUAAACUAGAAUGUUCUAUCAAAGAAAUCUUUGAUCAUAAAAACAAGAAUGAUUAUCCAAUUUCAACCUACAAAAUAAAAAAAAGAGAAGAAUAUUCCUUCUUGAAAUCACAUUAACGUUAUUGUCAUCAUAUUAAUUUCAUACUUGAGUCAAUAAAAUGAGUUGAAUACAUCGGAAAAUAAAUUUAACCUCCUCAGCUUGUUGGUUUAGAAAAGUAAAAUGCAAUAAUUCCUCAGAUUUACCGACAGGUUAAGCAUGAAUAAGUAUUAUAAUCAUCAGCAAAGCACUGAUAAUACAUAUAAAUCAAAUGAAUGAAAAAUUUCAGACGGAACUCACUCCUCAGUCGAUUAUUAUUGAAAAAUAGCCCUAGCUGUCGCUAAUACUCAUUUAUUGCACGAUAGUAGGGGACGAUCGAUUGAUGACUGGGAUUCCGGAAUAUCACAUGCAAUAAAAUAUACAAAAGCUGAGGAAUACCGUUUCAUAGAAGUCAAUAAAAGUGUUUCAUCGGAGCCAGAAAUUAGUCAAUAGUUGCGCAAUUGUUUGAUUUUUGAGGCCAAAUCGAUUGUUAUCGUCGUAAUAGACAUUGAAGUCUGCCUAUAUAUUAACAAUAUAGCAAUAUAGCGUCAGCAAUAUAGUGUACACUUAAAUUAUAAUACAAAAAUAUAAUCAAAGCAAUACCUUGUAUUAUAUGAUUAUUGAUUCAUAGUUGUAAGUAGGAAAUUUUAAAAUUGAUCUCGGAAUAUUUCCCAUAAUAGCUUUAACUCCAAAGAGGUGGAUCGAUUUAUCAAUUUUUCUCCUCUUACCGUUCAGUAUUGUUUUCUUGAGAAAAGUGGGAACUGUUCUGAGUUACGGGAAAUGUAAGUAUGUUGAAAAUGAAAAUAUAUAUAUACAUUAAACUUAUAGUUUUUUGAGAUGAAAUAAAUGAAAAUGAAGAAAUAUCAGCUGUAUUAUAUACUAAUGUAAUCGAAACCUGACAAUUUAUUUGUGCAUUUACAGUAUUGUUAUACUAAUAUUUUGCUCCAGUUAGAAAAUUGAAUGAAUAUUUUCGACUAGUGUCGAAAAUUCUUUUAGUGAAUGAUAUAUAAUGGAGAUAAGCUAUACUUUUAAAAGUUAGUUGCUUGAAGUAGAGUUCCGAAAAAUUUAGCGAGAAUCACUUUAUAGUAUGUACCGAUAUAUUUUUGUCAAACGAAAAUGUAAUGUAAUAACUUUUUGAAGACGUAUAACUCAAGAGAGCUGUACGUCCAAGUAUUGUACUAAUUGACCACAUUAUAUUAUACUUAUUAUAGUAUCACAUUUUGUUGUAACCUUUGUUUUGAAUGAUUAUUAUUAUUACGCGAAACUAAAAUAGUAAGUUUUGUAUUAUAUUUUCAUAAUAAAUAGUAUAGAAAAU
Messenger RNA from Harmonia axyridis, 8704 nucleotides. RefSeq names its product protein escargot-like. Gene Ontology annotation, molecular function: RNA polymerase II cis-regulatory region sequence-specific DNA binding; DNA-binding transcription factor activity, RNA polymerase II-specific. Lineage: Eukaryota; Metazoa; Arthropoda; Insecta; Coleoptera; Coccinellidae. Gene Ontology annotation, biological process: regulation of DNA-templated transcription. The coding region runs from base 262 to 1581 and encodes 439 amino acids. The record is from RefSeq and is a predicted model, not a curated record. The transcript is spliced from 3 exons.